Lathyrus oleraceus (garden pea) is the source of this 848-nucleotide messenger RNA. Its product is annotated as B3 domain-containing protein Os04g0386900. Gene Ontology annotation, molecular function: DNA binding. The transcript has 3 exons. Lineage: Eukaryota; Viridiplantae; Streptophyta; Magnoliopsida; Fabales; Fabaceae. Bases 172 to 639 code for a protein of 155 amino acids. The record is from RefSeq and is a predicted model, not a curated record.
UGUGUUUUUAGUUUACCACUUGCCAAAAUAGAUUGGGAGUGGCACCCACAAGACCACAAGUUUCUCUCCUGUCUCUCGGUGUCUUCUUCAAAGUCAAGUGGCGGAACAGUGAGUAUCUGUCAAGUUUGAAGAUCAAGCUCCAUUACCACCAGUUCCGCUCCUGCGACAAAUAUGCCAAGGACUGAAAUUAAGCCGCUUUCAGGAAAGCCAUACUUUCAUGUGGUUAUUUCAAAAUCACAUGUUAGUCCUCGAUAUGGACUGGUAAUUUCAAAAUCACAUGUUAGUCCUCGAUAUGGACUGGGGCCGAGUGGCAAGAUAUGCCAAAAACUUCCUUUUGAUUCGGUUCCUACUGUUCUCAACUGUCGUGGCAAGAGCUGGAACAUGACUUAUAAUGGUGGAAACAAAAACAAGCAGUUUGAUACUAUUGGCUGGAGAAAUUUUGUUAAAGAUAAUAAUUUGAAAGUCGGAGACGCCUGUGUUUUUGAGCUCGUGGAAAACAGUGAAGAGAAAAUCAUGUUUGAAGUUCAAAUUCUUAGAGGUGAAUUUCCUGGAAUUGAUGAGUGUGAAGAAGAGCCGUUUUUUUCAUCCGAAUUUUCUGGUACCGGUGAGAGUGAUUCACCAUAUGUCAUCGACUACUAGUGUACUAAUGCAGAAUUUUUCCUUUCUUUUUGAAACUAGCUGAAGCUAACCUUCUGGGCUUGAAUGCCACGUACCUUUGUGGAAUGGUUCAUGGUGGCAAGAUACUUUUGUUGUGGAAUGGUUAGAGCAUGGAUUUUGGUGUUAGGAUUAGGAAUAGUGAAGUUAUGCACUAGUACUGUUUUCUUGAUUAAUUUGGUGGUUAAGGUUAA